GUCAAAAACGGAUAGAUAAAAAAAUUUUCUGGUUUUUCAAUUUUAAAGUUUUAUAACAAAUAUGCUUAAGUAAAAUUCUCAAUGAUACUUUGGUUUUUUCACGACAACAGCACUCGACGAGUUCGGUAACAUCCUGGCGCAGGUUGCCACAGAUCAAGUUUGUGGACCAUUUUAAAUGGCGACAGCGCCAAAGAGAAAGGGUGACCCAAUUGCUGCAAGUUCAUCGCAAGAUCUAGUCACCGAUCAAAAUUCGGGUCGGAGGACUGAACAGAAAGUCUAUACGUUCAACAGCGAGAAGCCCAAUCAGGCCAAGUCAACUCCGACUGCGGGCAAGGACGAAAAGGCCAAACCGCAAAAGACUAUACUGGAAGAGCAUGGCAUCAUAUUGGGCAAGGUGAUUGGCACGGGUAACUAUGCGAAGGUCAAGAUUGGCUUCUCCGAGGAGUAUGGCAAGCGGGUGGCCGUUAAAAUAAUAUCCAAGGUCAAGGCGCCAUCCGAAUAUACCCAAAAGUUUCUGCCCCGCGAAAUUGAGGCUGUGAAGGGACUGCAUCAUGAGAAUCUGAUAACGUUCUAUCAAAGCAUUGAGACCAGUCACAGAGUCUAUUUGAUAAUGCAGCUAGCGGAAAACGGCACAUUGCUGGACUAUGUGCGCGAGAAGAAAUUUCUGGAUGAGCCGCAGUCGCGCACACUCUUUAAACAAUUGAUCAGCGCCGUUGAGUAUAUACACAGCAAGGGCGUCGUACAUCGUGAUAUCAAAUGUGAAAACCUUUUGCUGGAUGAGAACUGGAAUUUGAAGUUAAUCGACUUUGGUUUUGCGCGCAAGGACACGCGCACGAAUGAAAAUCAAGUGGUGCUAUCAAAGACGUUCUGUGGCAGCUACGCAUACGCCAGUCCAGAAAUAUUGAAGGGCAUUGCUUAUGAUCCAUUCAUGUCAGAUGUGUGGGCCUGCGGCGUGGUCUGCUAUGCGAUGGUCUUUGGUCGUCUGCCUUACGAUGGCUCCAAUGUGCACAUACUGCUGAAGCGCAUCAAUCAAUCGCUGGUAUUCCCAAAAAAUCCAUCAGCCACCACUGAGUGCAAGCACAUGAUUAUGCAUAUAUUGGCGCCUGUUAAAAUCAGAUAUAAUGUGCCGCAAAUCAAAGAAGAUCCUUGGUUCGGUCAGAGAUAAAUACAUACAUAUAUAUGCCACAGUCUAGUUCUUGCUGUUGUCGUAGCAAAAAACAAAUUUUAAGUUAAUAAAACU
Messenger RNA from Drosophila novamexicana, 1240 nucleotides. RefSeq names its product testis-specific serine/threonine-protein kinase 3. The record is from RefSeq and is a predicted model, not a curated record. Gene Ontology annotation, biological process: protein phosphorylation; microtubule cytoskeleton organization; intracellular signal transduction. Gene Ontology annotation, cellular component: cytoplasm. The coding region runs from base 176 to 1165 and encodes 329 amino acids. Lineage: Eukaryota; Metazoa; Arthropoda; Insecta; Diptera; Drosophilidae. The transcript has 4 exons. Gene Ontology annotation, molecular function: protein serine/threonine kinase activity; ATP binding; tau-protein kinase activity.